Molecule: messenger RNA, 1115 nt
Organism: Rhopalosiphum maidis (corn leaf aphid)
Lineage: Eukaryota; Metazoa; Arthropoda; Insecta; Hemiptera; Aphididae
Product: INO80 complex subunit B
Exons: 4
Coding region: 376-1092 (238 amino acids)
Biological process (GO): chromatin remodeling
Cellular component (GO): Ino80 complex
Source: RefSeq, a predicted model, not a curated record
UAUAAAGAUCUUUAUUCUUUACAAAGUUAUUAAUAAAAAAGUAUCAAUAAUAAUUAAUAAAAUAGUAACUAGGCAUUCAUAAAAAAUAUCGAAGACUUAUUUUUUUUAUAGAAUAUACUAAUCUCUAGUUUCGUACCAGCUUCGAAAAUCGCUACUUGUAUAUCUUUCAGUGCUAUAAUAAUUAUAAAAUUUAUUUUUAAUUUUAUAAUUAUAGUAAUGUAGACAAUUAUGAACUACUUAUUUAUAUUAUUAUUUUCAAGAUUUUAAUGAUAAGUUAUAUGUACAUUUUAGAACAAAUAUAAAUACGUUCCAUACUUUUCUGUGUAUAAUUAUUGGUUAAUUGUAUUUGCUACUACUAAUUAAAUUUAAAUCAACAUGUCUGGUCAUGAUGAAUAUGUUGAUGUGAUGACAUCCAGUCCACCACUUACAACUAAAUCAACUUUGCAAAGUUCAGCAAUGAAGAAAAAAAAAGUUAAAAAUAAUAAAGACAAUCCAGGAUCAAGUGAUGAAGAACGAUGGUUAAAAGCAAUUGAAACGGGUAAAUUGGAUGAAGUUGAUGAUGAGCUGAAGAAAAUUAAAAAAAAAGAUCCAAAAAUGAUGACUGCUAGACAAAGAGCUAUGUUUGAUAGAAAGUCUGAUAAAGAAUUCACCGAAGAACUCGUUGCAUUACCUUCAGGGUAUCGUGAAAAGAUAUUAACUCCAGAAAUGUUACAAAAAAAAGCUAUUAAAUCACAGAAAAGAAAACAACAAGCAGAUGAAAAAAGAGAAAAUGAUAAAAAACGUACUAUGGAAAGAUUAUUGAAAAAACAUGAAAGCAAAUCUAAAACAAAUGCUAAAGGCCGGAUGGCAAGAAAGGCUGUUAAUAAUAUUAUUUAUGUCAGUAAAAAUGACAAAGUGUCUCUACUGUUUCCAGAAGGUGUUGAGUUUCCUCUCAAAAAAUCUAUAAUCAAACUUCCACCUGCUCAAAAAAUGUGUGGUGUAGAUGGCUGUGAAAAUCCUAAGAAAUAUUCAUGUUCUCGAACCGGUUUACCAUUAUGUAGUUUACAAUGUUAUAAUGCAAAUCAAUUAAAUAUUUGGAAUACUGUAUGCUGAUUAAGCAUUCCUAUUUUUGGAUA